CGCCAAGCGCCGGCACCUUCGGCUGCCCUUCUACAUGCUCUACUUGGGUACCGUCCCUCGGGCUGGCGGCCGAAAGCGGCGCAGGCGGGGGCCUCCUGCCCCGCUCCAGGCCCUCGCGGCGGGACGUCAAUCACCGCCUUUCCUCCCGGCCGAAGGGCGGCCGAGGUUACGGCCCGGUGUGACUAAGAGGCCAAAACCCCCAUCGGCUCCGCAGCCAGCUGGGCGAGGAGGAAGGCGGCGGGGUGGGGGCUCCCCCAUGGCACCGCGGCAGGGAGCCGGGCAGGCGGAGGAGGACGGGGGAAGAGCCCAUGCCCUUUCCCAUGGGCAGCCUGCCCGGUUAUCAGCAGGGGACCCUGGCCUGGGACUUGCCCGAGAUGAUCAAGAUGGUAAAGCUCGUUUGGAAGUCCAAUGGGGAGCUCCGCGGGGCGAAGCACAGAGGGGGUCUGGAGAGCGAGGACGCCCUGAGCGGUUCGGCAGGAGAUGCACGGGUGAGAGGUCAGACAGGGGUUCUCUCAGAGCGCCGUGGCUCCUACCCGUUUAUAGACUUCCGUCUUCUUAACAAUUCUACACUUUCAGGGGAAAUUGGCACCAAGAAGAAAGUGAAAAGACUGUUAAGUUUCCAGAGGUAUUUCCAUGCAUCCCGGUUACUGCGUGGAAUUGUACCACAAGCCUCUCUGUACCUACUGGAUGAGGACUACCUUGGGCAAGCAAGGCAUAUGCUGUCCAAAGUGGGAAUGUGGGAUUUUGACAUUUUCUUGUUUGACCGCUUGACAAAUGGAAACAGUCUUGUAACACUGCUUUGUCACCUCUUCAAUGUGCAUGGACUUAUUCACCAUUUCCAGUUAGACAUGGUUACAUUACACAGGUUUUUAGUUAUGGUUCAAGAAGAUUACCAUAGCCAAAACCCGUACCACAAUGCUGUCCAUGCUGCUGAUGUCACCCAAGCUAUGCACUGCUAUCUGAGGGAGCCCAAGCUUGCCAACUUCCUCACCCCGUCGGACAUCAUGCUCGGACUGCUGGCUGCUGCAGCCCAUGACGUGGAUCAUCCGGGGGUCAACCAACCCUUUCUGAUUAAAACUAAACACCACCUUGCCAGCCUGUACCAGAACGUUUCAGUGCUGGAAAAUCAUCACUGGCGGUCAACGAUAGGCAUGCUUCGAGAGUCACGGCUCCUCGCCCAUCUGCCUAAGGAGGUGACACAGGACAUCGAGCAGCAAUUGGGCUCCCUGAUCCUGGCAACAGACAUCAACAGGCAGAAUGAGUUUCUGAUCCGUCUGAAAUCUCACCUCGACAAUCAGGAUUUGAGGCUGGAGGAUGCUCAAGACAGACAUUUUAUGCUUCAGAUUGCGCUCAAGUGCGCUGACAUUUGCAACCCUUGCCGGCUCUGGGAUCUGAGCAAACAGUGGAGCGAACGGGUCUGCGAAGAGUUUUACCGGCAAGGUGACCUGGAACAAAAAUUUGAACUGGAAAUAAGCCCCCUUUGUAAUCAACAGAAAGAUACAAUACCAAGCAUACAGAUCGGGUUCAUGACGUACAUUGUAGAGCCACUCUUUGAAAGGUGGGCCCAGUUUACAGGCAAUACCCCCCUAUCUGAAAACAUGCUAAACCAUCUCAGGAGGAACAAGGCCAAGUGGAGGAGUUUGCUCCACAAACAACACAGCAGUAGUAGGAGCAAUGACCACUCAGGUCAAGUGACUGGCAGCCAAGAACAGACUUUGAAUGAAGAAGAGACUCCUUAGUGGCAGCUUUGCACUUUUCUUCAUAGCACUGCUAUCUCUGUCUUGAUCACAGCAGCAAACAAAACCCUGAGGAGCUAGAAGCCUGUUGUCAAGACCAUGGAAAGGGAAGAAAUGGCAAAGCGGAAGCUGUAAGGAUCACUGCGAACAAGCCCGCGGUUCUGCUGGGUUCACUUCUGGAUCUCCUUCAUGUUCCUCUCCCCUCUCUUCAUUCUGUGCAUGCCUAAUGCCAUUCAUCACUUCUGAUCACAAACUGCCUGAAUGCAGAGUCCCAGUCAGCAGUACUGAAGCUGGGCUGGUUAUGGCUGCCAUGAAGCAGGGAAGAUUCCUUAGAGAACAGGGGAACUAGAGGCACCCUUGGUUAUAAAGUCAUUUACCACGAGUCAUACUGUGACAUAUGUAUAUAGGCCCAGAGCACUGUACGCUUUCCAAGCUGGCAGCUGGGCUGCACAUUAAACCACCAGCAUCUUCAGCAUCUAGAGGACACUGGCUGAGUGAGACAGCACUCACAGAGGGCAGAGAGAGUCUGGUUAUUUUAGUAAUUAAAACAAAAACCUUUUUAACUUUUGUAUUCUGUGCACUAAACAAGACCUAUAAACCUUGGACUGAAGUUUCUCUCUGUAUACACAACUCCAGUGUAACAAGGCUCAUUUUGGUAAGCAUUUUUAUGCCACUUUGGAUAAAAAGAUGGCAUCUUCUCAUUGCAAGGAACAGUAUUCCCUCGCAACCAAAAGGGAAGGUGUUGUACAGUCUAAACCUUUGAAACACAAACAGAUCUAUCUUUUGAGUACUGUUUCAAGUAACAUGUUUAUAUUAAUAUGUGUACAUUUUCUGUAAAUACAAAGCGCUACUGAUUCCCAUGCCAAAAUACUGGAGUACUGUGGGAUUGUUACCUGUAAAAACAUUGGCACUGUGAACAGAAUACUGUUAGUUUUAAUACAAGAGAAAGCAUUUGUAAAUAUGGUAUAGAGUUUAUUAAUAUACACCAAUUGUUUGUGGAUAAAAGCCUUAACUUUUAGCAUAAUUCAUCUUCUGAUAGCUGCCAAAAUCAUAUGAUCACAAAAUAUGAUUAUGAACUGCCUUUCCACUACCCAAGGAGUAUCAAAGGUCAUUAAGGAAUGAAGUCUGGCAGGAUAACUUCUUGAAAACUUCAAACACAUUCCAUAUGGGUCAGUGUUUUAAUCCAUGGCACCUUGCACAUUUGGCCUAGGCAAAAGUUUCACAGAGCCUGUAUUUUUAAGUUAAAACAAACACAAACAAAAAAAAAAAAACCCGACAAUACCACCACAUAAUUUAACAGUUCGACCUGAUGAUCAUUUAUUCAAGAGCUUGAUUUUUUAUUAAAUAGCUUAGUGGUCUACAAAGCAUAGCAGUCUUAAUAAUCCUGGAGUCCAAUUGUUUUCUUGAGAGAUGUUUCCCUACAUUCCCUCCUUAGAUUGCCAGCAUCAGAAUGCAUUUGUAUUUUUCUUUUCAUUAAAAAAAAUACUUCAACUGACUUUUAGAUUAGUCUCAAUGAAGGCAAAAAAUGUGUUGUCGUCUGAGUAUCAAGAAAAACCCUCUUAACAAUCAUAGCAGCUGAGGAAUUUUCUAUAGUCUUGUGCUUGUGAAAGAUCCAUGGCGUUAUCUAUGCCAUGAACAACCUCAGCUGGAAUAGUCUUCAUAAAACUUUACUUAAGCUUCCAUCAUUUCAAUGAGGUUGUAUUCUCAGACACUACUGCAUUCCACCAAAGCAAUUGUCCCCUUCUUCUCUGCCCCCAGAAAAACUAAUUACAUUCAGGUAAAGUAUGGUGGUGUUGGAAAGCCCCAGUACAUCAAACCUGUAUAGUUGUUUUCCAAAAGAAUUAGCAGAUACGGCCAUGUAGUCACAUCUAGAUGUGAAUACCUGGUAGAGGCCAACAAAGAAAGAGCUAUUUAAGUUGAUGUUUGAGAAAAUUAGUAUUUACUCAUAGGCAUGCAAGGGGAAACACAAUAUAAUUUUUCUCAGUUACAGGGAAUAUUGACUUGAUUAGACAAAGUGCUUAUAAUGUGACUAAUAUGUUUAAAGGAAAAUAAAAAGCGUAAGUAAGUUUUGGUAAAGAAUAUUUUACUCUACUAAUUCAUUGGCCAUGUAUCUUUAGAGAAAGAGACUGAAAUCCAGUGAAGCAGGAAGAUGGAAGUCACUGUGAGAACACAAAGCAUCCUGAGAACAAUUUUUUUUUCUCUACUGUUCUGUAAGCUAUCAGCAGUAGAAAACCUUCUUCUUCCUCCCUCUUCUAAAUGGGACUCACAUAUUAGAAGCACCAUGCCAAGCAAAGAGACAGAGUUGUGGUAGAAUAAAAUUAUUUCUAACUACAGGGUAUAAAUGUCUUUUUAACCACCUAAUGGUGGGGGUGGAAGCAUUACCACUUUGAAGCUUUUUAUGUGUAUUUUGUCUUCUGACAGAUUUAGGACAAUUAUUAGGAUGAUAUCCAAGCAGUGUAAAAUGCUGCUUAGAAGCACUUAAGUACAUACAAAAGGAUGUAAUUUCCCUUGUUUUGUCUUUUGACUAAAAAAAAUGGAAGCCAUUUUCUUUUUGAAACCUUCUGAAGUUUUGUUAAACAAACCUAGUGUCUAGCAGCAUAAAAAGCUCUUGACAGAUGUUAAGCUGUUUCUGAGAAGCUUCCAGAAAAUGAGCCCAACAGAAAAGCUUAGGUAGAAAUGAACUUCUGUUACAGCUACAAUAAAACUAAGACCUGUAACUAGAGCCUAAAGGAUGCAUUACAUGGCUGCACUUACCAAGUUAAAACUUACCAACUUUGAAAAGCUUCUCAUGAAAUGAGCAGGUUCUGGGGUUUUUUGGUGCACUGAACACACUUGCUAGAUUUCAAUCACCCUAAGGAAGCAAUGCUUGAAAUAGGUUCAGUGCGGCUCCAGAAAUGCUUCUGUACUUGUGAGCCAAACCCAUUACUCAAGUUUGGGUCUGGGCCAGUUUGUGUCAGGUGUGCUGAAAAGUUAGGCACUGGCAGCAGAUGCCUGGCAGCCAGGUUCACUAGGGUCUGUAAUACAGAAUGUUACCACCCGAUUUCCUGCAGAAGCCAAACCAUACCCGAUACAGCCAACCCAACAACACUGGUGCUCAGUAUACACAGUCGUGAUACAUAUUUGGUAUUCUCUAGUUUCGAGAACAUGUCUGUACUGGGAUUUCUUCCCAGGAUGCCAACAGAAUGCUAGAGCCACAUAAUAGAAAAACACCUAUGUAGAUAAUACAGAUUUCUGUCUUGCUAGCCCUAUUAGCCACUUUACAUAAAGCCCUUGUAAAUUAUUUUCCUUUCUUAAUGGGACAGUGCAGCUAAAAUAUUUUGAAGCUUUAAAACCUGGGUAGGUUUUUCAUAUUAGGAAAGAAGCAGAAAACUGCUAAAAAUAGGAGCUUGAAAUGCUUGCCCCAUACAAGUAAUUUGAUUAAACCUAGUUACUUAAAAUGCAGAUUUCACACUAUCCAAGAGGCAAAUUCUGUAUAAAUUACAGAAAUUAUAAUAAUAAAGUGGUGAUAAGUUAGACUUUAGGCUGGUUAAAGUAAUGAAUACAUAUGUAUUUUUGCUAAAGAUUUUACCAACCUUUGGGUUUUUAAAAGCCAAUGUUCCAACCGCCAGAUAAAAGCAGGGGGGGAAAGGGGGAGGAAGAACUAUUGGAAAUGCAUACCUUUGAAAUACAGAAAUGGAGAGAAAAGUAGCUGAGAUUAAAUAGGGUCUAU
Neopsephotus bourkii (Bourke's parrot) is the source of this 5445-nucleotide messenger RNA. RefSeq names its product phosphodiesterase 7B (gene PDE7B). The coding region runs from base 309 to 1739 and encodes 476 amino acids. Gene Ontology annotation, molecular function: 3',5'-cyclic-AMP phosphodiesterase activity. The transcript is spliced from 13 exons. The record is from RefSeq and is a predicted model, not a curated record. NCBI's taxonomy places the organism in Eukaryota, Metazoa, Chordata, Aves, Psittaciformes, Psittacidae.